CCGGUCGCAAAGUCCCGGCCGGGCCCGGGCCGGCCCUUCCCCUGUCCCGGGGUUUCCCGCGGGAAGACGGCAGCCCGCCUCCUCCUCCGCCUGGGCCCGGCCUGGGGGAAGUUCCCGGCUGGGAAGUUUGUAGCCGGCGCCGGGGGGAGGCCGCGGGGGCUCUGCGGAGGCGCGAUGCCGCCUAAGGAUCGCGGCAGACGCAAGUUGCCAGUUCCUCUCCCAAAAGACAUGAUCCUGAAAGACACCGAAGGAAAAGUGUGGAGGCUGGGCACUCAGAUCGGCCAGGGAGGAUUUGGCUUAAUCUAUUUAGCUUCCCCUCAAACUCAUGUUCCUGUAGAAGAUGAUGCAGUGCAUGUAAUUAAAGUGGAAUAUCUUGAAAAUGGUCCCUUAUUUUCUGAACUGAAAUUUUACCAGAGGGCUGCAAAACAAGAGCAUAUAAGAAAAUGGAUGAAUCUCAAAAAAAUAAGAUGUUUAGGAAUUCCAGUGUUCUGGGGAUCAGGCUUGGCUGAGUACAAGGGAAAAAGCUAUAGAUUCAUGGUCAUGGAGAGACUGGGGGAAGACCUUCAAAGAAUCUUUGAAGAUUGUGGAAGCAGAUUUAAGAAGGACACUGUUCUGCAACUUGGAGCACGAAUGUUGGAUACUUUGGAAUAUAUACAUGAAAAUGAGUAUGUUCAUGGUGACAUUAAAGCAGCAAAUCUACUUUUGGGCUAUACCAAUCCACAUGAGGUUUAUCUUGCAGAUUAUGGACUUUCCUACAGAUAUUGUCCCAAUGGGAACCACAAACAGUAUCAGGAAAAUCCUAGGAAGGGCCAUAAUGGGACAAUAGAGUUUACCAGCAUAGAUGCCCACAAGGGAGUAGCCCCAUCCAGACGAGGUGACCUUGAAAUCCUUGGCUACUGCAUGCUGCAAUGGUUAUGUGGGAAGCUGCCCUGGGAACAGAACCUGAAGGACCCUGUGGCUGUCCAGUCUGCGAAAACAAAACUUAUGGAUGAGCUCCCAGAUUCAGUGAUGGAAUGGGGUUCUUCUGGAAGCAGCUGUAGUGAAAUAUCCAAGUUUUUGGAACGUGUUUAUGGCUUAGCUUAUGAUGAGAAGCCAAAGUAUCAAGUGCUCAAGAAAAUCCUGCUGGAUGGACUCAAGUCAAGUGGGACUGAAUGUGAUGGCCCUCUGGAAUUUUAUGCAGCAGCACGGACACGAAAUUGCUCUGCUGCUGAAUUGUCAAAAGUUAGCUUACCAAAGCCUGUGCCGAAACCAGUUCAGCAGAAGCAAAAAAAGCUGGAAGGUGAAGACUCCAUCUGUCAAAACAAAGCCUGUACUGGGGUAAGAGGCAAACAGCUCCAGGAUGAAGAGAAGGCAAGACAAUUAAAGAGGAUACUUCACCAAACGGAGCCUCAGCAGGUUCCCUCAGCGAAGCCUGCACCAAAACCAGCGCAACAGGAGCAAAACAAGGUGAAAGAGGAAGACUCUAACUGCCUAAGCAGGGCCCAAGCUCGCGUAACGCACCGGCAGCUCCAGGCUGAAGAGCAGCCGAAUAAAUUCUACACUACCAUUCGGGAGCCUGGCCAGGACCACCCCUCGCAGAAAGACACUGCAAGAGAAUUACCAGCAUUUGACCCCCAAGCAAUAUUCUCACAACCCAAAAAGAAACACGAUCAACUCUUAACUCCCGAUCAUCCCGCAUGGUUGGAAGGAAGCGGUUCUGCCAUCACUGCUCCUUCUCCAUCUCUUGUAUUUCGGCUUGCAUUUGCUGACGAGACGUACCACUACAGCGUAGCCAUACUCGUACUUCUGCUACUAAUCGUACUUUCCUUGUUUUUUCUUUGA
Messenger RNA from Chroicocephalus ridibundus (black-headed gull), 1821 nucleotides. It is a transcript of the gene VRK2, whose product is annotated as VRK serine/threonine kinase 2. Gene Ontology annotation, biological process: signal transduction; peptidyl-serine phosphorylation. Gene Ontology annotation, molecular function: protein serine/threonine kinase activity; ATP binding. Lineage: Eukaryota; Metazoa; Chordata; Aves; Charadriiformes; Laridae. The record is from RefSeq and is a predicted model, not a curated record. Bases 175 to 1821 code for a protein of 548 amino acids. The transcript is spliced from 14 exons. Gene Ontology annotation, cellular component: cytoplasm; nucleus.